Molecule: messenger RNA, 2835 nt
Organism: Scylla paramamosain (green mud crab)
Lineage: Eukaryota; Metazoa; Arthropoda; Malacostraca; Decapoda; Portunidae
Exons: 5
Coding region: 1122-1706 (194 amino acids)
Biological process (GO): valyl-tRNA aminoacylation
Cellular component (GO): cytosol
Molecular function (GO): ATP binding; valine-tRNA ligase activity
Source: RefSeq, a predicted model, not a curated record
AGAGAGAGAGAGAGAGAGAGAGACUAUGCGUGAAGGACUGUGUAAUAUAUAUUUUAUUUAUUUAUUUUUCACUUUAGGUUAGUGAGUGUGUCUGUUCAUCCAAUCUGUGCAACUUGACCAUCCAUCCAGUCAGUCUGUCAGUCACACAUCCAGUCUGCUCACUGUCACCCAUCCCAUCACCCACUCACCCAGUCACUCACACAUCCCAUCACCCACACACCCAUCUCAUCACAGGGUAGGGAAAUUCAUAGGUAAAUGGCACAGACCGUUAAGAAUCUAAUUUAAAUCACAGAAAGAUACUCUGGCAGUUGUCUGGAGGCUGGCUAAGGAUGAGCUAACAGAUAUUAACUCACUGAAGAGGAGAGGGAAGAGUUAACUAACUGAGGAUGUAGAGGCAAUAGAUGAGGGUAAGAACAAUAGCAGGAGAUAUUGUAGUGGAGAGUUUUGGACAAGAAAGUGAGGAAGUGGUACCUGAACAUGAGGGAGGGCUGGAAAACAGUGAAGGAGAAAGAAGCCCUAUGGAGUGUGAUGCAGAAUAAUAUUAAUAGCCUCAUCUUGGGAUUAAGCCAAAUGUUUAUCCUGAUGAGUCUGGAUAUAAUUCACCUUACAGAAAUAAAAUUGUGAUGAGUUACAAGUAGAGAACAUUGAACAAAAUAGAUACAACUUAUGAAAAAGAUCAAACAAGAAAGGAGUGAUGUUUUUAGUUAAGGAAAGCUUCAAAGUGGCUGGAUACAAUGUGAUGAUGGACUAGCAGAUGCAUUAAUAAUUAGAGUCCAAAAUAUACCAGGCAAAAAGACGAUUCAAAGUAACUGACAUACCAAGCAAUUAAUUAGGGAAAUCAGUCUUUGUUGACACUUCCAAAGCCUUUCAGUUUGUCGACCUCAGUAUACUGUUAGGAAAAAGAGCGAUAUUAAGACAUGAGGUAUAAGCACUCCUGAUUCAAAGGCUAUUUGACUGAUAGUGUGUGUGUGUGUCCUAAAUUUUUCUUAUCGUAUGACAUAAUUAUAGUUUUAGAUCCUCAUCAGUCACUGCUACAUCUUGCAACCAGUAUUUGGAGAACACAGUGAGAAUAAUUGAGGGUGGUUGCAUCACCCUCAAUCACGAUCUACAAAACUCAAACGAUGACCAAAGGGGCAAUGGAUCUGUACAUGAGUGAGGUGGCGAGGGGCGUGGCCAGGGGGCGGCUAGCAGCGUGUGCCACCAGGGAAAUGUGUAUGAACAUAAAAAAAGGCGCCUGUCAAGAAAGGUUCGUUUGGUGCAAGGAGUUGGCACAAGAGGCGUCUGAGGCUGUGCAGAGCGGCCGUCUGAACCUGGUGCCACAGCUGCACAGGAGGGCAUGGCAUAGCUGGCUGGACAACAUCACAGACUGGUGUGUCUCCCAGCAACUCUGGUGGGGCCACAGAAUGCCAGUGUACCACAUCACUGCAGCAGACGGCCGGGAGGUGUGGGUGGCAGCUGCUCGGAGGAAGAUGCAAGGCGGAAGGCUGUGCAGAAGGAAGACUGUGCUGCUGCAUGGCCUCCUGUGUGAUGGUGGCGGCCACAAGACAUCCAAGUCCUGGGGCAAUGUGAUAAACCCCCUGGAUGUGAUCAGUGGGGCGUCCCUGGAGGUACUGUGUGAGAGGAUGGAGGGGAGCCUGAAUACAGAAGAGGUACUCACUGGUAUCAGGGAGGAACUUCCCCACAGGCAUCCCAGAGUGUGGAGCUGAUGCCCUUUGGUUCACCCUGUGCUCCACCAACUUCAAUAGUCAGUGUGGCAUAGAUAGAUGAAUGUGUAUAACUUUGUGGUGCAUUGAGUCUUGUGUGGGGUAACUGGGUUGGUGUAUGGAUCAAUGAAUGGAGUAGAGAUAAGAUUUUGGUGAGUGCUCUUGUAAGAUUAGGGUAGGAGUGCUUCUCGUCUCCGUCAAGGGCUAAGGUGUUGAGUGUUGAUUGAGUGAGGGUGAAAAUUGUGUGUUUUGGUAUAUGUAGGAGAUAAGAUUUUAAUGAGUGCUCUUGUAAAGUUAGGGUAGGAGUGCUUCUCAUCUCAAUCAAGGGCUAAGGUGUUGUGUGUUGAGUGAGUGAGGCUGAAAAUUGUGUUUUUGUUUUGGUAUAUGUAGGAGAUAAGAUUUUAGUGAGUGCUCUUGUAAGGUUAGGAUAGGAGUGCUUCUCAUCUCCAUCAAGGGCUAAGGUGUUGAGUGUUGAGUGAGUGUUUAAAUAUAUUUGUAGGAGAUAAUAUUUUAGUGGUUCUCUUUCCCAACAAGGAUUAACGCAUUGAAAGAUUGUUGUGGGUGAGAGUAACGGUGAAAUUUGUGUGCUUUAUCUUCGUAUAUGUAAGAGAUAAGCUAUAAUAAGUGUAUUUGUAAGGUUAAGGCAGUAGUGCUUCUCUUCCCCAACAAAGGUUAAGGUGUUGAAAGAGUGUUGUGAGUGAGUGUGAGGUGGGUGUGAAAGCUGUGUGCCUUGCCUUGCUAUGCGUUUGUACAUCUCUCAUAACACUUCCCUGCCAGACCACCUGUGUGUGUGUGUGUGUGUGUGUGUGUGUGUGUGUGUGUUAUAUAUAAAAUAUAAAUAAAUAACUACAUUUCUACUCUACUGAUGGGAGAAACACGCUUUAAAAAGGCUCUAUUUGAAGUGGCACAGGUUUUUAAGGAUGUUUUUCAUGGUUUUAGUGACAAAUUAACAACAUUCCUACAUAACUAACAGGAGAAACACUCACGAAAACCUCUGCUAAUCAUCUUUGUGGCCUUUGGAAUCAAUCGUGAAAGAGAGAGAGAGAGAGAGAGAGAGAGAGAGAGAGAGAGAGAGAGAGAGAGAGAGAGAGAGAGAGAGAGAGAGAGAGAGAGAGAGAGAGUGUCAGCUAAA